GUAUGGCUUGUAGCUAAUCUAUGGCGCUGAACUUGAAUUGUGUUUAUUUCCUUCUGUGUGAUUUUAUUUUCAAUAAAAUUUUAGACAUUAAUUUUGUGACAUUGUUUAUUAUAUAUGUAAAAAUAUAAACCUUCAAAUUCGCGUAGCAAGUUUUCUGUGGUAACUUCGUAUAAAAGACGUUUUAUACACAAUGUCCAUUGAGAUAGAAUCAGCCGAGUGAGUUUACUAUCAAUUGUUAUCAGACUGAUACAACAAUACUUGAAGGAGUCAAAUUUAACCAAAACAUUGCAGACUUUGCAGGAGGAAACUGGAGUGACUCUAAAUACAGUAGACAGCGUGGACGGUUUCUGCGCAGAUAUUAACAAUGGCCACUGGGACACAGUACUUAAAGCUACUGCUUCACUCAAGCUUCCUGACAAAAAGUUGAUGGAGUUAUAUGAGCAGGUUGUAUUGGAGUUGAUAGAACUGCGAGAAUUGGGUGCUGCGAGAUCCUUGCUACGUCAGACACAUCCUUGUCUGUUGAUGAAGCAGCAUGAAACAGAUCGGUAUAUGCAUCUUGAAAACCUGUUAGCACGUUCAUAUUUCGAUCCUCGUGAGGCAUACGGCAGUGGAGGAGGCAAGGAGCGGCGCCGCGCUGCCAUCGCAGCGUCCCUCGCCGGGGAGGUGUCCGUCGUACCGUCGUCCCGUCUGCUGGCACUACUGGGCCAGGCCCUCAAAUGGCAACAGCACCAGGGUCUGCUCCCUCCCGGCACCACUAUAGAUUUGUUCCGUGGUAAAGCCGCAAUAAGAGACCAAGAAGACGAUCUCUGCCCCACCCAACUGUCCAAGAUCAUCAAAUUCGGUCAGAAGUCCCACGUGGAGUGCGCGCGAUUUUCUCCUGAUGGACAAUAUUUAGUGACGGGCUCCGUAGAUGGCGUCGUUGAAGUUUGGAACUUUACAACAGGAAAAAUCCGUAAGGAUUUGCGUUAUCAGGCUCAUGAUGAGUACAUGUGCAUGGAAGAGGCGGUGCUGAGCCUGGCUUUUGCGAGGGAUAGCGACACAUUGGCUGCUGGGUCUAAUGAUGGAAAAAUUAAGGUCUGGAAAGUGUCAACGGGUAAAGUGCAACGCAAACUGGACCGAGCUCACUCUAAGGGCGUGACCUGCCUGCAGUUCACCCGAGACAACACUCAGAUCCUCUCGGCCUCCUUUGAUCGGACCAUAAGAAUCCACGGCCUAAAAUCUGGUAAAGUCUUGAAGGAGUUCCGAGGUCACACUUCGUUCGUGAACGAGGCGGUGUUCACGCUGGACGGGCACGCGGUGCUCAGCGGCUCGUCCGACGGGACCGUGAAGGUGUGGGCCGUCCGCUCGGGCGAGUGCACGGCCACGCUCAAGCCCCUCGGCAGCGGGGAGCCCCCGGUCAACACCCUACUCCUCACCCCGAAGAACCCGGACCAUUUCGUGGUGUGCAACCGGACGAAUACCGUGGCGAUAAUGAACAUGCAAGGGCAAAUCGUGAGGUCGUUCUCGAGCGGGAGGCGCGAGGAGGAGGGCGGCGCGCUGGUGUCGGCGGCGCUGAGUGCGCGCGGGAGGCUGGUGUACUGCGCCGGGGAGGACCUCGUGCUGUACGCCUUCUGCGCCAACACCGGCAAGCUGGAGAGGACCAUUAAUAUUCACGAGAAGGCGGUGAUCGGGCUGACGCAUCACCCGCACCAGAAUCUGCUGGCCACGUACAGCGAGGACGGCUUGCUUAAGCUGUGGAAACCAUAAUUGCAUACGCUUUAAAUUAUAAAUUAAUUAAAAAAAUAUAUGUGUACAAUUUGUGUCCUAAUAUACCUAAGUACCGACCGAACUCGUCCGCCAAACUACGCAAUAAAAAUAUUAGCCUUUUA
This is a messenger RNA of Bombyx mori (domestic silkworm), 1868 nucleotides long. It is a transcript of the gene Smu1, whose product is annotated as WD40 repeat-containing protein SMU1. Gene Ontology annotation, molecular function: protein binding. The transcript is spliced from 7 exons. Lineage: Eukaryota; Metazoa; Arthropoda; Insecta; Lepidoptera; Bombycidae. Gene Ontology annotation, biological process: mRNA splicing, via spliceosome. The record is from RefSeq and is a predicted model, not a curated record. Gene Ontology annotation, cellular component: precatalytic spliceosome. The coding region runs from base 427 to 1746 and encodes 439 amino acids.